AUGGAUGGUUGGUGGGAUAUUGAAAAGCUGAGAAGCGUGCUCCCUGAAGAGUGGGUGCAGAAAAUUAUUGGUUGCCCUACUGACUUUGGGGGUACUAUGGAGGAUUGUCAAAUUUGGCAAACUACUUCUAAUGGUCUUUUUUCUAUCAAGUCUGCUUAUAACUUGCUCUUUUCAGGGAUGGAGUGGUUGAACCCCUAG
This is a messenger RNA of Prunus armeniaca (apricot), 198 nucleotides long. The record is from the annotation of a GenBank genome assembly. Lineage: Eukaryota; Viridiplantae; Streptophyta; Magnoliopsida; Rosales; Rosaceae.